Molecule: messenger RNA, 6822 nt
Organism: Bombus terrestris (buff-tailed bumblebee)
Lineage: Eukaryota; Metazoa; Arthropoda; Insecta; Hymenoptera; Apidae
Exons: 3
Coding region: 1940-4780 (946 amino acids)
Source: RefSeq, a predicted model, not a curated record
GCCCAAAUACAAUCAGCCGCUAUAUCGUUAAAUACAGCAGCUUUCGGUUCGUUUUUAUAGCUUCAUAUCUACGUCACGGAGUACAAAAAAAAUGUCCUAUUAUGCCCUAUUAUCGAGUUCGAUUGGUAUUAACAAAAUAUGUUGGUCUGCCGACAUCCGCUACCACGAUCCUCUGGCAAACUAUAAACAAAUUGACUUUUUACAGCCAGCUAGUUACGUCAUUAUCGAGUAGAAGGUCGUAAUGGAGCACAGAUUAAAAUUUAUGAUGCCCACUUUACUUUGGUAAAUUUAUUUAAUGCAUAUAUAUAUCUGAUACGAUCGAAUUGCAGUGGUACGCGUUCUUCGAUUCGCCAAAUCUGAUAUGGUGAAAACGUUCUUUUAUAUCGUAAAGAUAUCAUACCCAAGUAUCCUUUCUUUUUCUCUGUUAGUAUCACAUUCACAAUUACACAUAUUACCAUAUAAAUUCUUUAAAUAAAUAUUUUCGUAUAGACAAUUUUAAUAUCUGAUACGAUCGAAUUGCUGUGGUACGCGUUCUUCGAUUCGCCAAAUCUGAUAUGGUGAAAACGUUCUUUUAUAUCGUAAAGAUACCAUACCCAAGUAUCGUUUCUUUUUCUCUGUUAGUAUCACAUUCACAAUUACACAUAUUACCAUAUAAAUUCUUUAAAUAAAUAUUUUCGUAUAGACAAUUUUAAUAUCUGAUACGAUCGAAUUGUUGUGAUACGCGUUCUUCGAUUCGCCAAAUUUGAUAUGGUGAAAACGUUCUUUUAUAUCGUAAAGAUACCAUACCCAAGUAUCCUUUCUUUUUCUCUGUUAGUAUCACAUUCACAAUUACACAUAUUACCAUAUAAAUUCUUUAAAUAAAUAUUUUCGUAUAGACAAUUUUAAUAUCUGAUACGAUCGAAUUGCAGUGGUACGCGUUCUUCGAUUCGCCAAAUCUGAUAUGGUGAAAACGUGCUUUUAUAUCGUAAAGAUACCAUACCCAAGUAUCGUUUCUUUUUCUCUGUUAGUAUCACAUUCACAAUUACACAUAUUACCAUAUAAAUUCUUUAAAUAAAUAUUUUCGUAUAGACAAUUUUAAUAUCUGAUACGAUCGAAUUGCAGUGGUACGCGUUCUUCGAUUCGCCAAAUCUGAUAUGGUGAAAACGUGCUUUUAUAUCGUAAAGAUACCAUACCCAAGUAUCCUUUCUUUUUCUCUGUUAGUAUCACAUUCACAAUUAUACAUAUUACCAUAUAAAUUCUUUAAAUAAAUAUUUUCGUAUAGACAAUUUUAAUAUCUGAUACUGCUUGAUAUAAUGUGACGUAUCUAAUGUAAAAUAAAUAGGAAGUAGAGUAGAGCAAUUAAUGGGAAAUAUACAGCGCCAUCUAUUCUGUACGCUAUACUAUGAUGCUGUACCGAUUCUAAAGGGACGUAUUGAAAUGCUUGAAGAAGACAUGCGAAGCCAUGCUGGAUUUUGUAUAAAGUGGAGUGCUUGAUAGUUAUACUUGAUAUCUUUUAUAUGCAUAUUUGUAAUCGAAUAAAUAGAAUUUUGGAUUUUCGCGUAUACAUAGUUCAAUACAGAAAGAAGAGGAAGAUGUGGUAAAGGAAGAAUCGAUUUUCGAUAAUUUGUGAUCUUUCUGUGCGAAGACGGCCAGUUUAUAUUACUUUGACCCCAAACACGUAACUUAAAACUCUGUAGUGUCAUAGAAUGGAGAUUAUCUGUAUUUUGAGAGAAAAUCGUGCUUGGACAAAUCAUUCAUAAUCAAAUGGUAAAAACGUGCCGUGAAAUAAUUUAAAUAUCGAUUUAAUAUUGAUAUUUCCUAGUAGUUAUUACUAUUUGUCUACACGUAUGUAGAAAUAGAAAUUUAUAACCAUAUGGGGUUGUGAAUGAAAGAACUUUUCUCUCUAUAUAUUUACAUGCUAAUCUUUAUGUUUAAAACAUAUCGAAUGUAAUAACGUUUGAUGAUUGUACGGAAAAAUACGGCAAAAAUGAAUAUUGAUAAGACUAAAGAGAAUUACGAGAUGGAUCAGAAAUGCUUUAUAGCAUGGAGCCCUCUAGAAAAGAACGAUUUCUCAUUUAAACAUAGAUAUAUAACAUGUAGUAGAUCGGUUCCACAUAAAAGCAAACGUCUUGCUAAGUACAGGCUGAGUCGAUCCUUGAAUUUUGAUGCAAGUGUCUGUAACUCCAAUUCGGAAAACAGCUCUUUCGAGGAAGACAAACAUUUAUCUAGAUCUGCUAAGAUAAUGAGAGCUUUAAAUUUCAAUAGUAGUCCUUCCUAUUAUGGAAAAACAAAAAUCAAAAAGUCAUUAAAUUUUAAUUUAACUCCUAGUCCAAAAAGUUUUAGGCACGCGAAGAAAGGUAUACGAAAAUCUUUGAGCCUGAACUUUAAUUCUCCUCUGUCUGUUCCUAAUAAAUAUUUGAGUCUCAAUGACAAUCCUAGCGACUCGGCAAAUAGUAGUUUAUUAUUUUCAUCUUCUGAUUCGAUCGACGAAAACCAAAAUGAGACACCAUUGCAACAAAGUACAAAGGAACAUGAAAUGCUGCAUUACUCUACACCUAAUGCGAAGUACACUAGAAAAUCGUCGUGUCAUUCAGCAAGUUUUACGCCAUUACUACGUAGCCGAUUGAAGGAAACCAUCGACAACAUUGUUUAUGUCGCUGCGACACCCAAUUCGCAGUCACUAAAACGUGUCAAAGGCAGAACAAAAUAUACAAACAAUAUUACCAUGAAUACUUCGAGGAACCUUCUUCAUGAAUUUCAUGAUAAAGACGACAGUAGAUCGUGCACACCUAAAAAUCUAAUUUGUAUAAUUCCAGAAAGUAUGAGCGCUAUCAAAAGAAGUCACAAGAAGGAAAGAUCGUCAAGGCGCAGCGAUGGCUAUACAACGCAAUUUACAGAUAGUUUUGUAAAAAACGAGAGCGUACUUCAAGAUAGAUUUAGUCGAUAUAGUAAACAGAUUGAUCCGAUAUUUCAAGAUUCUAGAUCGGAUAUAGAGCAAUGUGCUAAUAGGAGUUCUAACGAAUUGAUAUUAAGCCACUCCGAAGACGAUAUGUCAGAUACAGGUUCACUUUUUGACUACACAGAAGAACAGAAGCAUAUUUUCGAGGAAUCUAAAAAAGUGUCUGAGUGGAAGUCGAAUUAUACUAGCGUUAUACCCAAAAUAGAUAAAUUCGAUGGUAAAGUAAAAUUGGAGGAGAAUGUGGACUGUUUUUCGAGAGCUGACACUUCUAAUCGUAGCGAUAUUGAUGCGAGUAAUUCGUGUAAUGAAAAUAUCGAUUUAGCUAACGGUGGUAGAUCGGUAACACCGGAGCCAGUGAAAGAAACUGUAUCAGAAUCGCAGAAGUCCGUUACUCCUGAGAAUCGCAUCGACAUUUUACAAACGAUCGGUAAAGAUUCCAUAAAAAAGUCUCAUAAAAAGAUUAAAGAUAAUAAUAAAAGGAGAUUGUUCAGUCCAAAAGUUUUACAAGAUAACGUCGAAGCUACGGAAAAACAAGAGAAUGCAAAAUGUUCGGAAAACAUUGAACAGUAUGAAAGUACAGAAGAAAAUAAAAUAUCCGUAGAGGCGAAUAAUCCUGAUGUGUCAAGAGACGAGCGAUCAUCUACUCCUGACAAGGUGAGUUCUAGCAGACUUUUAUUGUCGCAAUUUAGUUCUGUCAAAAAGUCCCAUAAAAAGGACAAGCAUAACAAAAUAUUAUGUGGAUUUUUAAAACGACAAGAAUACUUCAAUAAAGAUAUGGAUUUAGUAACAAAUAACAAAUACGAACAACGAACAUUUAACGAUGAAAUGUCCGAAUGUAAAAACAGCAUUGAAGAUUUUCGUUCGGAUUUAGAUGUUGUUAGAAAUAUUGAGGAUUCUACGUCAUUGGUGGUGGCAUCUGCCAGCUUAAGUUCUUCUUUGGAUAAAUUAUCUCCAAGCAAAAGGAAGAAGGCACAGAAUAUAUCGCCGGAUCGUGAGAAAAAUGUGUCAUAUGAUUUCGAAUUACAAGAAUUGGAUACAUCGAAAGAAGAAUUUAAAAUUUUUACGCCUCUUAAAAGGAAAAGAUCGUUAUUUGCAUUUACAGUUGCUAAGGAAUAUACGCAUUUUUACGAUUUAGCAUCUGAAAAAAAUGAGCGCCCGGACGACACUGUGGCGAGCAUUAGCUUUUCACGGUGUUUAACACCUGUACUAAAUUUUCCGAAUAGUUGCGUAAAGUCAGAAAAAGACGAUAUAAUAACAAAGUCGGAUGACAAUGCUGACAAUGGAAAUGUAGAGGAGGUAUACGAUUCGAAUUGCGAUUCGAACGAUGUAACGGGCAGGUUGACUCCAAGAAAUAUGUCAACUACUGAAUUGUAUCCUAAUCUGGAUUCCAUUAAGAAAUCCCACAAAAAGAAUAAACGUGGGAACAGCUCACGAAAAAGUUUCAAUGCAAUGAAAAAUAACCAUUCCAUAGAUGAGAAACACGAGACAUCGAUAGAAAGUGUUGCGAAUGAAAUGUAUAAUCCAUUAGAAUCUUCAAAUGAUUGCGUUAUCGCGGAUGAUGCGAUAAAUAAAGCGAUUUACGACAAAUCUGAUGAUAAUCAGAAUUGUCCGAGCACCAGCGCGGGAAAUAUAUCACCGACCAUGACACCACCGAAUUAUUUAAAGACGAAAGCUUAUAUGAAGCUGUUACAGGAAACUUCUAUCAAACGAUCACAUAAAAAGAAUCGAAAUAAAAGGAAACAAGAAUUGGUAGUCGAUACGAACGAGUUAUCGGACGAUGGAUCGAUAUUUGGCGAUGAGGAAAAGUCAUGUUUUAUCGAAGAUAGAUCCAAGCAUGAUUAAUAAUAAUCGAGUCGAUGAAACGAUUCUAUACGAUACGUUAUUAAAAGUGUACUCUACUGGUAAGUGCAGCUGUAACGAUUCAUGCUUACGAUCGGUACAUAACGUGUACGUCGAAACCAGUUUAUAAACAUUUUGUACAAGAAGCGAUUGAGAACCUUGCAGGAUUAUUUUUGUAACUAGAAAGUGUACAUUUAACUAAAUCUUAAAACUUUAUUCGGUUAAUUCGAUCAUUAUCUGUAAUAUGAUUUUUGUCUUUCGUUCUAUAAAAUUUCUAGCGUGUAACAUCGUACGAGCUGUAUCGCGUACAUCAUCUAUAUAGAUAUAUGUAAUUAGUUUACGAUUAACGCUCUAUGCAUGUAUGUAGACCGAGGAUAACGAUAUAGUGACUAGUUUUCGUACGACAUUUAUGUCAACGAAAUCUUUAGAGAUACAUUUAUUAGAAGCGUUCGCGUUGUAUCGUGGAAUCGAACGCGUACAGUGUGUGUAUCAGGAAAGCGUCAACCUAUGAUAAUACUAUACAGCCGUGUUACACGUUUCAAUAUUAUCAUGCGAAUUGAAAUUGAAUUAUUAUUUAUAUCGAUUCUAUGACUUUUUGUUUUCGAAAUUUUACUUGUUUUUAUAUGAUUAUCCGUUCUAAUAUAUCCUUCAUUAUUACACAUAUGUAUUUCUCGGACAUGUUGUUAAUAACGAUAUAUGUAUAUGUAAAGUAAUACAGGAUAGAAAUAAGUAGGAUCUCCUUCCUAUCCUUGUUAGUUGUUUCUCUAAUAUCUGCAACAUUAGUCUUUUAUUUUCGUCGAAUCAUUUGUUCGAUUCAUCGUUUCGGAUAAGUAUAAUAUAGUAUCUUGUAAAACGUAACAUUCGAUAUUGACAAUGCACGAUAUCAGUAAUUGUUAUAAUAUUUGCUUAUGUCAAGGGUGCAAGACGAUUUAUUAAUUAAGCUAAGUACGACAGCUGUUAUAACGACAUCUCGAAAUUAACAUUAACACUAGUAUAUACAUGUUUCUUUCCUUUUCUCUGUUCCUUCUCUUUCUUUUGAAUUUGUCAUUCUUAUAUUUUCUGUCCUCGUUCAUGCUCUCCUUCCUUCCCCAUUUUAACAAUCUUACUAAUUUUAAAUACAUCUUAUUAACUGGUACUACUAGGUAAUAGUAACGAAAAUUAAAUAAAACCGAUAAAUAAUAAUAAUAAUAAUAAAUAGUAAAAUAACGAGGGGUAAACUUGAAAGAUAUUCAUCUUUGUGGCAAUAUGCGCGUGCAUUAUGAUACUGUGUAUAGUACAUAUAUGAUGGCGAUACAACGUAGAAAUGAACAUUGUGCAUUAAGUUCGAGUUUCUCGCUUGUAUUCUCCCCUAUAAUGUCUUCCUUUUCGAACGUGUACACGCGACGUGAGAACGAGAUAUAAGAUAGCAUUAACUAUACUCAACGAGUAAAUCUUCGAGUAUAAAUUAAUAUACGUGAUUUGUACAUGAUAAAAGAACUGUAAAGGACGACGUUUAGCCUACUUAAGUACGAAUUUUAUUUGCGUAUGCACAAAUUUGAUACAAGAUUUCUUCCAAUCGGUAUCAGCCGUUUUAAUGAAAAAGCAACCGUUAUCGUACAAAGUUUAUGGAACUUGUAGCUUAUUCCUUGAAUUCUAUUUCUAUGAGAUUCGAAGUAAAUAUCGAUAAACGCCGCCUGCAUAUAGCGUAUAAUUUCGAACUUUUGAAUAUUAUAUACGCGCGAGUAAUGUAACUGACUUUUGGAUUAUAGAGAAAUAAUAAACGACUGAAUUGUUUACUGUUCGAACAUCUUUGCGACGAUAAUCGUAAGUUAUACCUAUUUUCCAUUAAAUUUUAAUGGCAAUUUAUAUAAAUACGUAAGUUAUGUUUAUCUGCGCUUGGCAUCUCAAUGUUGAGUUAUUUGAUCAUAAGGUGACUUCGAUGUAAUAUCUUAGAUCAAGAUUUUUUAUAAUCUCGCAUUUCAAAUGAAUUGUUUGAAUAUCACGUUGAAAUUGAAUGCAAAAUAAAUAAAGCAAAGAGUAAUAACAAUAAAAUCUAUAGUAAGUAA